Diversispora eburnea is the source of this 177-nucleotide messenger RNA. The record is from the annotation of a GenBank genome assembly. NCBI's taxonomy places the organism in Eukaryota, Fungi, Glomeromycota, Glomeromycetes, Diversisporales, Diversisporaceae.
AUGGAUGCCAUACCCAUUAUCACAACUUCUCAAUCUGAUGCCAAUAAUUUAGUUGAAGCAAUGUCUUCACAAACUCUUCAUCAACAAAUCUGGUAUGCAACACCAGACGUCGAAAUAGUCGUAGAGAAAACUUUGUGCAAAUAUUUAGGUUCGAUUUUAAUCAUUAAACGGGAAUAG